AUGGAGACCAAGAGCUCUGCACUUCUUCACGCCACCACCAUCUUCUACCUCUGCUUUCCUGGGCAAAUUCUGAGUCCCAGGGAAGGUGGCCAAGGUGGAAAAGUGGGUUACAGUUUUUUUCCUUUUUAUUUUUCCAGGGCGGAUUACUGGAAAUCUCAGCCAAAGAAAUUCUGCGACUACUGCAAGUGUUGGAUAGCAGACAACAGACCUAGCAUUGAAUUUCAUGAAAGAGGAAAGAAUCAUAAAGAAAAUGUGACAAAACGAAUUAGUGAGAUAAAAAAGAAAAGCAUGGAAAAAGCAAAAGAAGAAGAAAACAUGUCAAAAGAAUUUGCAGCAAUGGAGGAAGCUGCAAUGAAGGCAUAUCAAGAGGAUUUGAAAAGGCUUGGAAUUAAGCCAGAUGAUGUAGGUCCCAGUUCGACACAGAGUAAAGCACAGAGUAAUACAGCAGAAAAUAAAGGGAAAAAAGAAAAGAAAGAAAAAAAGGAAAAGAAGGAAAAGAAAAAAAAGAUGCCUGAGGAUCCUUCAAGGCCACCAAAACUUGAAAAGAAGGAGUGGGUACAAGGACUUUCCCCUGAGGGCUACACAUAUUACUACAACACAAACACAGGAGAAUCACAGUGGGAGAAACCUAGAGGAUUCCAAGACAGCUCUUCAAACUCUAAGACAACAGCAGAGUGGGUGGAAGGUGUUUCCGAAGAUGGUCAUAUCUACUACUAUAACACAAAAACAGGAGUAUCCACUUGGGAGAAACCUGCUGGAUUUGUUUCAUCUUCAAAUGAGAACAGUCAACGUAACAAGCGCUCUGGAGACCGUGCAGAAACCGAUUCCAAAGCAUCUGAAUCAGACUCUGAAAAGGAUGAUAGUGGAAGUGAGGAGGAAAGUCCAGAAAGAACUUCCAAGAGGAAAGGAGGUAAUGGUGAAGAAACAGAAGAAAAGAAAUCUCCCAAAGCUAAAACGUUAGGUGUAUGGCGAGAAGUUAAUCUAGAAGAGGAACGUAAAAAGGAGACUCCCUUAGUUUUCGAGGAAUCCUCCAGUGAUGCAUCUAAGACGACCAAACCUUUUGGAACCUGGAAAGCAAUUAAAACAGAGGAAGACGACACCUCUGAAGAAGUGGACCUGGAGCUUCCUAGUGCAGAAGGUGACAAUGCAACAACUCCAGUGCUGGAAGUUCCGGAAGAUGCAAAUGUGAUAUUUAAAGAGAAGACCGUCACCUCUCUUGGAGAUGUGUCAGAAGGGGUGCCAGUAUUUAAAAAGAGAAAAUUUGAAAAUGGAAAAUCUAGAAACUUAAGACAAAGACUAAGUGAUCAGUAAUAUUUAUCAAAUCAUUCUAGAUUCUGUUUAAGCUAGAGAGAAUCAAAAGUUUAAUAUUUUAAACAGGCUUUUAUAAAGAAGAAGUUGGUUAGAAAUUAAGGAUUUAUAGCUAUUAAAACAUAUGUGAGUUGUAAUAUUUUUUUAAUUUUAUUUUGAUGUGAUUGCUUUCAGAA
This is a messenger RNA of Tinamus guttatus (white-throated tinamou), 1484 nucleotides long. The record is from RefSeq and is a predicted model, not a curated record. NCBI's taxonomy places the organism in Eukaryota, Metazoa, Chordata, Aves, Tinamiformes, Tinamidae.